AUGUCUCCUCCCAAUCCGAAGAAGUCUCUCAGUGAUGCCCAGCACAACAAACAACAAAAAGAACGUGAGCGCCGCCAACGUAUCGAACAGGGCACUGAGCUCCUCAAGGAAAAACUCAUCGAAGCCCAUGAAGCUGGAAUCCAUGUCAAUCACGGCAGAAACGAAAUUGCCGAUAUCUACCAAGCCAGCGCCAACGUCAUCGCACUUUUGCUGCAAAUGCACAAGGACAGCCUCAAUGGCCUUGACGAUAUCAAGAAGAUGCACCAGGAAAUGGAAAAGCAUUACAAAGCUGGUUUUGCCGCUGGACGCCGAAGUGCACAAAAAGACACCGAGAUGAAUGCUGAAUAUGCGUUCCCCGAACGUCCGGCUUCCGCUCCGGCACCAUCAACCUCCUCUGCGAGCCAAGUCGAGGUUCCAGUGGCUCCAUUGGCCCCCGUGGUCCCAAUGGCUUCCAACUUGAGCAUGGCCGCCCAACAGUUCAUGCUCCAGAACAUCCUACAGCCAAAUCAUUUGGCUGGCUUGAUGUCCCCGAUGAUGACGCCAACUUUCAUACCACUACAAUACAACCAGCUGCUGUCGCCGGCCAGCGUUUUUGCUCACUAUGCAGCCCUGGCCAAGCAAAAUGCCUUCACGCCACCCGGAAGUCGCUCAACAUCACCAGCUCAAAAAGAAAAGAGCGCGUCUACCGCCACCGAUCGUAAACGAAAAGCGAAGGAUGAAGUGGCGGAG
Molecule: messenger RNA, 729 nt
Organism: Mesorhabditis spiculigera
Lineage: Eukaryota; Metazoa; Nematoda; Chromadorea; Rhabditida; Rhabditidae
Source: the annotation of a GenBank genome assembly